This is a messenger RNA of Ornithodoros turicata, 1171 nucleotides long. RefSeq lists its product as uncharacterized. The coding region runs from base 78 to 1040 and encodes 320 amino acids. Lineage: Eukaryota; Metazoa; Arthropoda; Arachnida; Ixodida; Argasidae. The record is from RefSeq and is a predicted model, not a curated record. The transcript is spliced from 8 exons.
AAGAAGCUCGUAUCCUCUGCGCAUUCAUUUUCGCUCCAGUACUCUUCUCGUGAGGGGUCUAGAAGAACAGAAACGCCAUGUCCUACCCAAUCCUCUCACCCAAAGACUACACCUUCAAGCAGAUGGGUCUCAUUGCGACGGCACGCAGCGAGCCCGGCAUCCACAUUCUCUACCCGAAUGGGUUCACUCACGAAAAGGAAUGGGACAGGGGUCAAGUCAUCUUCCCGAAGGGUCUGUCAAAGUCAAUGAAAUGGAUGCACGUAAUAAAUUUCCCGGACGACAAAACGGUGAAAGAGUACCGCAUUUUUUAUGAAGGUGGAAAGGACGAAAAACAUUACGUAGACUACGUAGUCGAUGACCCAGGGUAUGGCCGCAACUUGGGUUUUUAUCAAAGCGACCCAUCGAACAACUCUGAGUACGUCUACAAGGACAGCGGAUUGAUCAAGGAGAAAGACUUCAAGUACGGAGUUUCUGUAAUCCAGCUGGAUGUCGAUCAGUCCAAUGAGAUUAUGGUGAAAUGGAACGGACAAGACAUGUGGUCGAAACGCGCCCAGCUCACCCUGGACCUCAGCAAGCUCACUUAUCACCAAUUUGGAAUGGAAGAUGAAAAAACUGUCUUUAAUGCCACCCUCCUGGAAAUUCAUGUAACCUACAAGGGAGAUGCAAGUGGUGAUGUGUUCAAUCACGGGCAAGAUUUCAUGCUGCUGAAGCAUGGGUCUACAGACACUCGCAUAAUACUGAGUCCCGGAGCUUUGCUAAUGUGGGAGGGCAAGGCAGAAACCGACGAUGAGAUCACCAUCAAGGAUAACGGCGUUCAAUUGUUCAGCCACAAGGGAAAGACCGACUCCCUGCGUGUCAUCACGAAGGUCAUGCGCGGCCAAAUCGUGACUGGGGAAGCAGGGAAGCCUCCCACGCUGGUGACUUCCACCAGAUACGACAUACCGGCCUCUGGUUCAACGAACUAUUCGGAAGUCGAAGUGAACAAACAUUUCAAGCUCACCAACUGCGUUGUGGUGACCGGAAUCAUCGGAGCACCGUGAGCCAGGAGGAGACCGCACCUACCAUUGCCUACAGUAAUUAGCGAAGACUGGAAGGCAACUUUCUCCGCACCGACGCACGACACCCCAUGGUGUCAAAAAUGUGUUUGAAAUAAACCCACAUUCGCUCUGCA